Poeciliopsis prolifica (blackstripe livebearer) is the source of this 1518-nucleotide messenger RNA. RefSeq names its product rho-related GTP-binding protein RhoN-like. The coding region runs from base 185 to 877 and encodes 230 amino acids. The transcript is spliced from 5 exons. Gene Ontology annotation, biological process: small GTPase-mediated signal transduction. The record is from RefSeq and is a predicted model, not a curated record. Gene Ontology annotation, molecular function: GTPase activity; GTP binding. NCBI's taxonomy places the organism in Eukaryota, Metazoa, Chordata, Actinopteri, Cyprinodontiformes, Poeciliidae.
GAACCGCUCGCCUGUUGGAGCAGAGCAGCGCAGCGCAGCGCGGAUUAUGGUACCGCCGAGCCCGACAGACACCGAGUGGGACUGAACUGCUCAGUUUCUCAGGAGGAAUCCUCCGGAACCAGCAGAACCUUCCGGUCCGCGACCCAAACACCGAGAUCUAAAUGCCAAGCAGAGCCGCCCAGUGAUGGAGAGCAAGGCUUUACUUCGCUGUAAGAUCGUGGUGGUCGGGGACGCGCGGUGCGGGAAGACGGCUCUCCUUCACGUUUUCGCCAAAGACUCGUAUCCAGAGAACUACGUUCCCACCGUGUUUGAGAACUACACAGCCAGUUUUGAAAUCGACAAGCAGAGGAUUGAGCUGAACAUGUGGGACACUUCAGGUUCGGCUUACUACGACAACGUUCGGCCGUUGGCGUAUCCCGACUCGGACGCUGUGCUCAUCUGCUUUGACAUCAGCCGUCCGGAAACCUUGGACAGCGUGGUGAAAAAGUGGCAAGGAGAGAGGCAGGAGUUCUGCCCGAACGCCAAAGUGGUUCUGGUCGGCUGCAAGCUGGACAUGAGGACGGACGUCAGCGUCAUGAGGGAGCUUUCCAAACACAGACUGAUUCCUGUUACCCACGAACAGGGGACCAAUCUGGCGCGGCAGAUUGGCGCUGUGGCUUACACCGAGUGCACCUCCAAGUUCUCCGAGAACAGCGUCCGCGACGUCUUCCACGUCACCACGCUGGCCUCCGUGUUCAACGUUCACCGGCCGCAGGUCAAACGCGCGGCGACGCGUCGCACCCACAAGCGGAUCUCGCAGCAGCCGCCUCGGACUGAGAUUCACGAACAUCCGCCCGCCAUCAGGAAGGACCGCGCGAAAAGCUGCGUGCUCAUGUAGCGGCGGACGGACGCGAGCUCCACUGCACAUAAACUUUUAUAAUUUAUCUGUGAAUUCCUGUCACAUUUUUUGCACUGUAACAAGAACAAUAUGGCAAAAAAGAAAAUGAAUGGAGCUCUGAGUUAUUUUCUUAUUUUUUGUGGUCAAUUUGCUGCAAAGCUCUGCUUGUUAUUUUUCUUUUUGGCUGCGCUAUCAUCCCGGGGAGGCCAGUCAUGUGGCUGAAGCUAUUUAUUUUUAAAGCUUUUAGAAGAAAUAAUAAUAAAAAAGGACAGGAACUGUUUGGUUCGAAAACAAAUCGCAGCAAAGUGAAUGGGGAAGAACUGAAGAUUAAAUAGUUUCGUAUUUUAAAUCCUGUUUUUGUCUUCAUGUUCCAGGAGAUGAAGCACAAAAGAGAAAUCUGAAGAAUGACGUUUUCUUUUAAACUGAAAUAAAACAAACCUAAAAACAACCUCAUGGGCUAAAAAAACACUAAUUUUCUUAAACCACAAGUGCUUUAAUAUGGAGAAAAAAUUGCUCAUUAUAUAACCUGAGAUGUACUUACUUUUGUUCUAAUUAUGGGUGGAGAAGUCCAGGCAGGAUUUAUGAGGAUGCAUAUGAUGUUGUUCAUGCAGCUUUGAAAUAAAAAACAAAACAAAACUGGA